AUGCAGGCCUCGUUCGUCGGCACCACCCUCCGCGUCGCGGCGCCCGCCAAGCGUGCGGAGCGCGGGCAGCUCCAGGUGGUGGCUAACGCGCCGAAGAAGAUCGACAUCACGAAGCGCGGUCUGGAGACGGUGGCGGACGACACGAUCCGCAACAACCUGAAGGGCACGUCGCGCUUCAUGGACAAGAAGGACUGGGUGGACUCGUCGGGGCGCAAGGGCAAGGGCUACGGCGUGUUCCGCUUCGCCGACAAGUACGGCGCGAACGUGGAUGGCUACUCGCCGAUCUACACCCCGGACACCUGGUCGGAGUCGGGCGACACGUACAAGCUGGGCACCAAGGGCCUCCUCGCCUGGGCCGGCCUCAUCGUGGUGCUGCUCGGCGUCGGCAUCAACCUGAUCGUCUCGACCUCGCAGCUCGGCAACUAA
This is a messenger RNA of Pedinophyceae sp. YPF-701, 426 nucleotides long. Lineage: Eukaryota; Viridiplantae; Chlorophyta; Pedinophyceae. The record is from the annotation of a GenBank genome assembly.